This is a messenger RNA of Dendroctonus ponderosae (mountain pine beetle), 3040 nucleotides long. RefSeq lists its product as uncharacterized. NCBI's taxonomy places the organism in Eukaryota, Metazoa, Arthropoda, Insecta, Coleoptera, Curculionidae. The record is from RefSeq and is a predicted model, not a curated record. Bases 1805 to 2959 code for a protein of 384 amino acids. The transcript has 4 exons.
CCCACCCUGUAUGUUAGGCAGUAAUAAGUCCUUUCGACAUUUGAAACAAACAUUGUUUAACACAUUAGAUGCUCAAAUAUAACCUAUUUGAAGAUAUCGAGUUGUUGAAAUUGUUUUUACUAUAAUUCGCUAAAUUCUUAGAAUUAAUAUUUUACAUUUUGAACAAAUAAGAACGGUGAAAGAAGAAGAGGCAUAACUUAUAAACAACAUAAUUUUAUUCAUUCCCAGGAUUAAAGUGACAUUUUAUUUUCAAGUGUUUAGCUCUUCACAGUAAUAAAGUUGCUGCACAAAUUUUUUAAAUUAAUUUAGAAGUAUAUUCAAAGGAAUACCAGCAAUUUCGUGACUUAUUUACUCUAUCCUACAACUCUUCAAUAUUUUGUGGCCUAUUUUUGUAAACUGCGUUUUUAAUAUGACCACACAGAAAAAAGUCAAGUAGGGUCAAAUCGGGAGACGGAACUGGUCCUUCAAUUGUCCUCUGCGAUCAAUCCGAUUCUCACGAAAUGUUUCAUGAAGAUAUGAUCGUACUUCGGGGCCAAAAUUCCAUAUUCUGUCAUCAUUAAUAUUUAAAUACCACUUAAAUGUGCCAUUUUAAAGACAUUUAAGAACAGAAAAAUUAAACAUGAGAUGUGUUAUACGCUUUUUCUUUAGAACGUGGAGAAGAAUUCAAUUAGGGACUUCAUUUAAAACACCUCCAGAGGACCCAGCAAACACAAAUGGUCCGUGGGACGUUCUAUUUUGAUCCCCGUUAUCCCGCAUGAGAUGAUCCUUGAUAGGAUGUCCCUAGGACGUCCCUUGUAUCGCACAUAUAUCUCAUGCAGGUCCCAUGCGAGUCGUCCCAGAAACGUUAUAUUUUUUGCUCCCAGGGACAUCAUGAACAGGACAUAUAUGUAGUAAUAGUAAACUGGCGCGCUCGAAAAAAGCUAUUCUACACUAAUUCUACACAUAAUGACAUCUCAGGGACCGAGGUGUGUUUGCUGGCUCUUUUCCAGGCCAGUUUCAUAAACUUGUCAGGAGUGUAAGUUGGUUAUCCUCAAACAGUUUUAGUAUUUAGGGUUGUACAUUAUCGGGUCCAUCUGCGUUGUUGCCUUUUAAUCGUUCUAUUGCAUGUUUUACUUCGCUGAAUGUUAAUUGCUACAGCCUUGAUUUCCUUAUGAGAGCGAAAAUGUCAUGUUUCUGUCCUAAGGACUCGUUUCCAUUACAUUCGCUUUGUGAGCCACAACUCUUUAUAUAGUUUUGUCUCUUCUAAAAUGUUAAUAGAUUUUUUUAUUCUCAAUGUUUUUUAGCCCCUUUCAUUUUUAUUCCUAUAAUUUCUUCGCUCUUCCAUUAGUUCUAACAUUUAUCAACAACCAUCGAUGGAUGUUUCUUUAUACUUUGCUAUGCUGACUAUUUUGUUGAUUACUUCCUCUUUGAUUUCUCUUGCGGUGCUUGUUAUUUUCAACCUCUGAACAUUGAGUCGUGCGGUUUGUCUUUCCUCACUUUCGUCAUGUGUAGCUUUUUCCGACGCAACAAAAGAUUAUGGUCUGAUGGGACAUCCGCUCCCGGAUGUGGUUUGCGCAUUUUUGGGAGCAAUCAGCUGGAGAAACAUAAGGCGAUCUCCACUCUCCUUUUUGGUAUGUUUUAGGGCUUCUUUUUGCUGUUCAUAGAAAAAUUGUACAUCCUGCUCUGAGCGUUCCGAGAUCAUGCCGGAACAAUAUUCAUAUUAAAUGGUUUGGUCUGAAGUUCAACUAAGUCUGGUCCACCUUCUAGUUCUAAUCGCUCAAAAUUACCUACGCACUACACUUAUCAACGCCAAAGCUGACAAUUUAUGUCGUUUCAUUUUGAGGCAAUUUUGCUUUUCUUUUUGGUCAUCCACCAUGGUUCGCAUCAAAAAACGGAAGAAGACGAGCAGCUCUGGCAAGAAGCUCGAAAUGAACUGGCACGUAGAACAAGAGAAUAUAUAAAAAACAACCCCAUCAGCUCGGAUCUCCAGGCGUUUAUCGAUGAGUUGCGGAGUCCGAAAAGAAGAAAAAGGCAAGACCAUAACAAUAUGUAUGCAAUAAAAGAUGGCAACGUAGUUCCUCUGGCUACGCUCGAAGAACAAUUAUUCACUCAGUCGCAUUUAGGCGCAAAUUUCACAGUCGUGCCUCUCAUCAUACCUAUUGCUUUGGAGAAUAAUAUGACCCUAAAGCAAAAAGAAUCCACUGAGGAUAGUCUGUUAAGCGACAAUGGAAAUGGAGGCUUUCAAGGAGGAAAUUCACAGCGAGCUAUUCUAGGACGCGGUCAAGGUCUGAUAGGAAUACGCGACAGAAAUAGAGGACACAAACUUGAAGAUUCUGAAGAUGCCAGCUUAGAAACACCCAAUAGAGCAGCAGUUGUUGAAUCGCCCAGAAUCAACACUCAAACUGAAGAAACUGUAGUCGACAAUCUGAUAGACGACAAGCUAAAGUCCACCAGUGAAUCCACCGAACUGAACCGGGUUUUGGAAGAUGUUCAAAAUCUAAUAGUCGCCUCCAAAAAAGGAAAAGGAUCAAGUAAAGAAGGUGCAUUGUGCAACGUGUCUGGUUACUGGGACAGUGACGCUGGCGGUAUAUCGUUUCACAUUAAGAAAACUGAUUCGGAAACUGAGAUUGCCAUGCGAAGCACCGAACCUCCAAGCGAAGAUGGAUUUAUUGCCCAAGACAAAUGGAAUGCUACAGCCAGAAUUCCAUUUUCACAGUCCUCACAAAUCAUUAUCACUCUAACGGCAUAUAAAGGGCGCAGAGUUGCAUUAUUUUUAGGUGAAUGUCGAAUUUGCGAUGGAAGCGAAACAAUUACAGGAGAUUGGGUGCUAGGUAGAACCUCAUCCGAUUGCAAGGACCAAAAGGCCGCGCAUUCGUUCAUCUCGGAUAUAUUUCGAAAGAAUAACAUUGAGAAGUUGAGAGAGGCGCAUAUAAAGAAGAUAUCCACAAUGACCACCAUUAGAAGUAGUACAGACAUUUAAUUCGUACUUUUAUAUCUUUUUAAUAUUAUAUUGUUUAAUUUUUUUAGAAUAAAUCAACUGUGUACUCUUUUCAGCAGGAAA